Molecule: messenger RNA, 921 nt
Organism: Saccostrea cuccullata (small rock oyster)
Lineage: Eukaryota; Metazoa; Mollusca; Bivalvia; Ostreida; Ostreidae
Exons: 2
Coding region: 1-921 (306 amino acids)
Biological process (GO): proteasome-mediated ubiquitin-dependent protein catabolic process; protein polyubiquitination; negative regulation of translation
Molecular function (GO): ubiquitin protein ligase activity; translation repressor activity
Source: RefSeq, a predicted model, not a curated record
AUGAAAAACACUCAGUUACAAACUCUACAGAAACAUCUGGAUGAAAUAAACAAGACAAUGUCUGACAUCAAGGAUGAAAUUAAUUCAGUUGAUCUUGCCGAGGAUUCUAAUAAUAUUUCAAAGCUGUUUAGUAUUAUUCUCAAUGUAGAUAAAUAUAGAAAUCUUCCACAAAAUAUUCAACCAUCUCUACCUAAAUUUGUUCCUGGCAAAAUUAUUGGAGAAGAACUCCAAAAAAUAUUUGGAACCCUAUCAUCAAGUUUUUUGGCAUCAGAUAAACAUGGCUACAGCAUAAAGACAACACAGAAAGCACUAGAAGCUGGAUCCACUCCUCAGGUCAAACAGCUGCUUGAUAAACCAGAGAUUAUCACCACCAUAGAUACUGGGUAUAGAGUACUUUACAAUGUGGCCUGUGUGAGCGUUGAAGAUAUCUGGACAAGUGGAAAUGACAACACCAUGAAACUCUACAGCAUUAAUCAGGGAUCACUUCUCAAGACAAUCACAACAAAGUCAUGGAACACACCAGUAGACAUAGCAGCGGCAAAAAGUGGAGAUCUGGUUUUUAUUGAUGAUAGUGAUAGAACUAACAGGAACCUGGAUAUCUGUGUGUCUGACAAUGGAGCUAGAGCAGUAGUGGUUGUCAAUCAGGCCGGGAGACUGAGAUUUAGGUACACUGGACAUUCUCCUGCUCCAAAGAAUAAACCAUUCGAUCCACGAGGAAUCACCACAGACAGUCAGAGUCACAUCCUUUCAGCUGAUUAUAACAAUGACUGUGUCAACAUCAUAGACCAGGAUGGACAGUUCCUCCGUUACAUAGACUGUGGACUGAGUAAACCCUGGGAACUGUGUACAGAUACAUAUGACAAUCUGUUUGUUGCUCAAUUCAGGAAACAGAAAGUGAAGAAAAUCAAAUAUCUCCAGUAA